Corylus avellana is the source of this 2790-nucleotide messenger RNA. RefSeq names its product receptor-like protein kinase FERONIA. Lineage: Eukaryota; Viridiplantae; Streptophyta; Magnoliopsida; Fagales; Betulaceae. Gene Ontology annotation, molecular function: transmembrane receptor protein tyrosine kinase activity; ATP binding. The record is from RefSeq and is a predicted model, not a curated record. Gene Ontology annotation, biological process: protein phosphorylation.
CCCCUCUUCCGUCCUUAACAUCACCUCCUUUUCCUUCUCUCUCUAUCUCUCUCUCUCUCUCUGUCUCCAAUGGGGAACCGAAGCAGAAUACUUCUUCGGACCACCCUCUUACCAUGUCUUGCACCUCUCUACUUAGCCUUCUUGCUGUAUCACCUGACCAGCACCGUCGCCGGCGGCUCGCCGUCUCCUUACACACCGGUCGAUAAUAUUGUCCUCAACUGUGGCUCUUCUACCAAUUCAACUGCAUUAGACGGUCGGACCUGGAUUGGAGACGAGCAUUCAAAAUUCUUCCCCGUUGAACAAUCACAAAACCAGGCAUCUCUAACAGCCAUCGCAGUUCAACAAUCCUCCUCCAACGAUAAAGUACCCUAUGCCAAUGCCCGGCUUUUUCUCUCCGAAUUCACCUACACGUUUCCAGUCACUGCCGGCCAAAAAUUCAUUCGACUAUAUUUCUAUCCGGCUUCGUACCUUAGCUUUGAUCGCUCUAACGCCCUAUUCUCUGUCAAAACCGGUCGUUUUACUCUUCUUAGCGAUUUCAACGCUUCACUUACAGCAGAUGCCGAAGGUGAUUCCGGGGAUACCAUAUUUAGAGAAUACUGUGUCAACAUCGAGAAGGAUCAGAGGUUGAACAUAACUUUCACGCCGAGCGGUUCUAAGGCAUAUGCAUUAAUCAACGGAAUUGAAAUCUUGUCGAUGCCUGCCAAUCUCUAUUACACUCCAUCUGACGAUAAAGGGUUUUCUUUUAUCGGCCAGCAGAACCCGUACGACAUCAAUAACAGCACUGCUCUCGAGACGGUGUACAGAUUAAAUGUUGGAGGCGGCUCCAUCUCACCCUCCGAAGACACUGGCAUGUUCAGGAGCUGGAGCCAGGACGACCCGUACUUCAGAGCAUCGGAAGUAUCUUUUGUAACUGUUAACAGAACUAUUGAACUAAAGUUUACCCAGGUGCGUGCGUACACUGCACCAGAAGACGUCUAUAAGACUGCCCGGACUAUGGGGAAUGACUCAACCAUCAACAAGAGAUACAAUCUCACCUGGGAAUUCCCUGUAGACUCUGGGUUUGAUUACCUUGUUAGGUUACAUUUCUGCGAGCAUCUAUCGGGGUUUACUCAGGAACACCAACGAGUGUUCCUUAUUUUCAUACAAAAUCAAACCGCUGAGAUAGGAGCGGAUGUGAUACGUUGGAGUGGUGGAAAUGGGGUUCCGGUAUAUAAAAACUACGCCGUUACAAUACUUAGCAAAGAAGGCGAGAAGAAAGUGAACAUCUCUAUCGCACUGCAAGCAAACCCGGUAGGCUCGAAGAGUCUUUACAGUGAUGCAAUCUUGAACGGUGUGGAAGUCUUUAAAGUAAGCGACUUUACUGGCAGUCUCGCCGGACCCAAUCCGGACCCACUUCCGUCCGCCCCUCCAACUGUUGUGCCUCCAACAACACCGACGAAGCCCAAGAAUAACAGAAGAGCAAUAGUUUCCGUUGUUGGUGGUGGAGUUUCCGGCUUGGUUGUGCUGUCUAUUCUCGGGUUCUUGAUUUUCCGGUAUCGCAGGAGAGUCAAGGACUCCGGCUUCAGUGACGGGACGAAUUGGUGGGGUCCAGUUUCUUUCAGUACGACCAAGUCAACAAAGACUCACAGGUCAUCUCUACCGUCCGCUCUGUGUCGUAACUUCUCAUUGGCUGAGAUUAGAGCAGCCACCAACAACUUCGAUGAUGUUUUCAUUAUUGGUGUCGGUGGGUUCGGUGACGUGUACAAAGGGUACAUUGAUGGUGGGGCUAAUCCAGUUGCCAUCAAGCGGUUGAAACCCGGUUCACAACAAGGGGCCAACGAGUUCGAGACCGAGAUCGAGAUGCUCUCCCAGCUUCGCCACAUCCAUCUUGUUUCUCUUAUCGGAUAUUGUAACGAUAGCGAUGAAAUGAUCCUCGUUUAUGAUUAUAUGGCCAAUGGAACCCUCCGUGAUCAUCUUUACAAUACCCACAAUUCUCCUCUUUCUUGGAAGCAGCGGCUGGAAAUUUGUAUUGGUGCAGCACGUGGGUUGAACUACCUUCACAGAGGCGCAAAGCAGACGAUCAUACAUCGUGAUGUGAAAACAACGAAUAUUUUAUUGGAUGAGAAUUGGGUGGCCAAAGUGUCCGAUUUUGGCUUGUCCAAAGUGGGCCCCUCUAGAAUGUCCAAAAGCCACGUCAGCACUGUGGUCAAGGGUAGUUUUGGGUAUUUGGACCCAGAAUAUUACAAACGUCAACAAUUGACUGAGAAGUGUGAUGUGUACUCGUUUGGUGUGGUUUUGUGUGAAGUAUUGUGUGCAAGGCCGCCCAUAAUACGUACUACAGAAACAGCAGUGGGCCUAGCGAGGUGGGCGCGGGAAAGUUGCGGCAGUGGAAAGGUUGAGGAGAUAAUUGAUCCAUCAAUAAAGGGUGAAAUGGGGAUUCGCUGCUUAAAGAAAUUUGUGGAGGUCGCGAUGAAUUGUUUACUUGACAACGGAAUCGAACGGCCAUCAAUGGAUGAUGUGUUGGGGGGCCUUGAGUUCGCAUUGCAAUUGCAAGAGAGUGCAGACGAAGAUGUCGGGCUUAAUGCGGUUGAAAUUGAGGAGCUGGAUGAUGAGAAAGGUCUCUUCCCGAAGUCUACACUUUAUGAUUGUGAUGACAUGUCUAGUAGCAGCGGUGGACAAGUGUCAAGUACAAAUAGCAACAGCAGGGUGACACUAAUGACCAGUGGAGAGCAAAGUUCCACUAGUACCAGUAGGGAUUCCGGUAAACUGAUGUCCUCUGGGACAAUAUUUUCUGAGAUUAUGAAUUCUAGC